Molecule: messenger RNA, 2037 nt
Organism: Thamnophis elegans (Western terrestrial garter snake)
Lineage: Eukaryota; Metazoa; Chordata; Lepidosauria; Squamata; Natricidae
Product: vomeronasal type-2 receptor 26-like
Exons: 4
Coding region: 1-2037 (678 amino acids)
Biological process (GO): G protein-coupled receptor signaling pathway
Cellular component (GO): membrane
Molecular function (GO): G protein-coupled receptor activity
Source: RefSeq, a predicted model, not a curated record
AUGGCUCCCAACGAAAGCCUUCAGCUUGUGGGGAUCAUCCAUUUGCUGAAGCACUUUGGAUGGACGUGGGUUGGCCUCUUAAUUCUGGAUGACGAAAGUGGAGACAAUUUCCUUGAAGCCCUGGACCCACUUUUUUCUGAGAACAGGAUCUGUGCUGCUUUUGUGGAGAGAAUGCCCAAGCAAGCCUUUUUUUCUAUGUUUCAAAAUGAAAUUGUGGAUAGGAUAAAUAUUUAUUGGCUGAACAUCAAAAUCAAUACCUUCCUCUUCUAUGGGGAAAGCACCACAGCAAUGCUCCUGUUUAUGUUCCUUAAAUAUGGGUUUUCUUUGAAACUAUUGGGGAAGAUGUGGAUUCUAACAGCUCAAAUGGAUUUGACCUUAACAAGUCUUCACAGACCGUCAGAUCUGCAAAUAUUUGAUGGAGCUAUUUCCUUUGCUAUUCAUUCCAACGAACUGCCAGGUUUUGGAGAAUUCCUUAGGGACGUCAAACCAUUCCAGACGCAACGAGAUAGUUUGCUGAAAGAGUUCUGGGAACAAAGCUUUGAUUGCUUCUUUUCAGGAAGUAAUAAACCAGCGGAAAGUGAUGAGGCAUGCACUGGGAAGGAAGAGCUAAAUCACCUUCCCCGGCAUUUAUUUGAAAUGACUGGCCACAGUUACAGUAUCUACAAUGCAGUCCAUGGUGUAGCACAUGCUCUUUAUGGUAUGAAUAUACAUCCAUCCAAAUAUAAAAGAGUAGCUGAAAGUAUGAGGAACGAAUUUCAAGAUCAAGCGACAUGGAAGCUUCACUGGUUUCUUCAAGGCCUUUCAUUUAAUAAUUCAUUUGGAGAAACCGUAUCCAUCAACCACCAUGGAGAAGUGCUUUCUGGAUUUGAUAUUUCAAAUGUGAUCAUGUUGCCAAACAACUCCUACCGGAAAGUGAAAAUUGGAAAGAUGGAUCCCAAAGCAAUCGAAGGAGAACAAUUUGUGAUUCAUGAACAUUUAAUUGUGUGGCACAAAGAUUUUGAGCAGGUCUUGCCCCGUUCAGUGUGUAAUGACCCCUGUCCUGCUGGGUCUCAGAAGAAAAAGAAAGAAGGCGAGAAAUUUUGUUGCUAUGAUUGUGAUCCAUGUUCUGAUGGGAAGAUGUCAAACAUGUCAGACACAAUGGCCUGUUCUGAAUGUCCAGAAGAUCAAUAUCCAAGUAAGGACAAAGUUCGAUGCAUCUCCAAAAUCAUAACUUUCCUAGCUUAUGAAGAAGCUUUAGGGAUCAGUUUAGUUGUGGUUGCUGUUUUAUUUUCAAUCAUUACCAUGCUCAUACUUGGAAUAUUUAUCAAGUAUAAGGACACCCCUAUUGUUAAAGCUAACAACAAGGACCUCACCUACACUCUCCUUAUCUCCCUUCUGCUCUGCUUCCUCUGCUCUUUUCUCUUUGUUGGAAAACCUCUCCAACUGAUCUGCUUCCUGCGACAAUCCGUGUUUGGCAUUAUCUUCUCUGUGGCCAUUUCUUCUGUGUUGGCCAAAACCAUCAUGGUCAUUGCAGCAUUCAUGGCCACCAAACCAGGGUCUGGCAUGAGAAAAUGGUUGGGGAAAAGACUGUCCAUCUUAAUUGUUUUUUCUGGCUCCUUCAUUCAAGCAGGCAUUUGCCUUGGGUGGAUGAUCAAUUCUCCCCCGUUUCCAGAACUUAACAUGAAAUCAAUGGCUGAAGAAAUCAUAGCAGAAUGUAAUGAAGGGUCUGUUGUGAUGUUUUAUCUUGUCUUGGGCUACAUGGGGUUUCUGUCUGUGGUCAGCUUCAUGGUGGCUUUCCUGGCUAGGAACCUGCCCGACACAUUCAAUGAAGCCAAGUUUAUCACUUUUAGCAUGCUGGUGUUUUGCAGUGUUUGGUUGUCUUUUGUUCCCACCUACUUGAGCACCAAAGGAAAGUAUAUGGUAGCUGUGGAGAUCUUCUCCAUCUUAGCCUCUAGUGCUGGGUUACUGGGAUGUAUCUUCUUCCCCAAAUGCUAUAUUAUUUUGCUGAGACCUGAGCUCAACAGCAAAGGACAACUUGUAAAAAUUAAACAUUUUUGA